Messenger RNA from Brassica rapa (field mustard), 1081 nucleotides. RefSeq names its product heme oxygenase 1, chloroplastic. Lineage: Eukaryota; Viridiplantae; Streptophyta; Magnoliopsida; Brassicales; Brassicaceae. The record is from RefSeq and is a predicted model, not a curated record. Gene Ontology annotation, biological process: phytochromobilin biosynthetic process; heme oxidation. Gene Ontology annotation, molecular function: heme oxygenase (decyclizing) activity.
UCAAUUGGGUGAUUGAUUGUGUGUCCCUCUCUCUUAUUCUAUUUCUUAAACGCAACACAUUGCGUGCCUCCUUCUGAAACCAAAUACUUUAUUCGAUCAACUAUGGCUUAUCUAGCUCCGAUCUCUCCAUCCCUAAGCAUCUUCAAGAACCCACAACUUACCAGCUUCCACUUCGCUUUUUCCUCACCAAAGCCACUUCUCGCUCGCCCUGGGAAUCAGAAUCUAAAGAUGUCCACGAACAAGACGUCGGUGGUGAUUGCAGCUACGACGGCGCCGGCAGCAUCAGAGAAGCAGAAAAAGAGAUAUCCAGGAGAAUCAAAAGGGUUUGUGGAGGAGAUGAGGUUUGUGGCAAUGAAACUUCACACGAAAGAGCAAGCCAAGGAAGGAGAGAAAGAGACCAAAUCUCCUGAGGAGCGUCCUGUCGCUAAAUGGGAACCCACUGUUGAUGGUUACUUGAGGUUUUUGGUUGAUAGUAAAUUUGUUUAUGACACUCUCGAAGAACUUCAAGCCACUUCCCCAACUUAUGCUGAAUUCAAGAACACAGGAUUGGAAAGAUCAGAGAAAUUAGCCAUUGAUUUGGAGUGGUUCAAGGAACAAGGUUACGAGAUUCCAGAACCAACUGCUCCUGGUAAAACAUACUCUCAGUAUCUGAAGGAUUUAGCAGAAAAGGAUCCUCAAGCAUUCAUUUGUCACUUCUACAACAUCUACUUCGCCCACAGUGCCGGUGGCCGUAUGAUUGGGAGAAAGGUAGCGGAGAGAAUACUCGAAGGUAGAGAACUUGAGUUCUACAAAUGGGACGGCGAGCUUUCCCAGUUGCUGCAGAACGUGAGGGAAAAGCUGAACAAAGUUGCCCAGGAGUGGACGAGAGAAGAAAAGAAUCAUUGUCUGGAAGAGACUGAUAAAUCUUUCAAGUAUUCUGGUGAGAUACUUCGUCUCAUAUUGUCCUGAUAUGAUUCUCACUCUCUCUUGAAAAUCCUACUCAAGUGUAUAGUAUAUUCAUUUGUUAUAUAUUGUAUCUCUUUUUAUUGUAAUUAAACUCUUUGUUUCUUUCAUCAAAAAAAAAAAAAAACUUGUUGUUUCA